Molecule: messenger RNA, 1911 nt
Organism: Polychytrium aggregatum
Lineage: Eukaryota; Fungi; Chytridiomycota; Chytridiomycetes; Polychytriales
Product: rho guanine nucleotide exchange factor
Exons: 8
Coding region: 62-1708 (548 amino acids)
Molecular function (GO): guanyl-nucleotide exchange factor activity
Source: RefSeq, a predicted model, not a curated record
GGGACCGAAGCCGAGCUGCAUCAGAGAGCGAGCCCCCAUUCUUUCGGCCCAGUCAAAAUCCAUGAUGCUCACCUGCCCCGAUGUUCGUGCACUCGCUGGUUGCCGCUUUCAGAUUGUCGACCUCGUCCGCAAGCUGACCCAGAACAUGUCCCACUACCAAGUCGACCGCGCUGUCCAAGAAGCCAAGAUGAGGGAAGCUGCUGUGGUCCAACGAGGACCGGUGGACCCUUCCAACCCCGCCGAGGACGACAACAUGCCCGAGGUGCCCACGCGCAUCCAACCGGAGGCAACAAGCUCUGCUGCAGCGAGUCAGUUUUCGUCUCCCGUUGCGAUCCAGCCCCUGACCGUUCUCCGAAGCUAUACUCCUGAACCAGACACAGAAGUCGACAUUGUCCCGGCCCCGACGCUUGGAAAGGGCAAGGAGACGUUGCGGCGCUCUACCAGUCAGCGAAGCGACAUCAAGGUCGCACUGUCAUCGGACGAGCUUCCGCAAAAGCUGCGAAAGGAACUGGAGUAUAUGCAGAUGCACCACACGGACGAGCUGAAGCAAAAAUCAUCCCGGGUCGUCAUCGAACUGGUCGACACCGAAAGAAACUACCGAAACGGACUCAAAACGCUGCUGGAUCUGUACCGCGAUCGUCUGCGAGACUCGGGCUUGCUGAAACCCAUCGACAUCGAUACCAUCUUUGGAGUUAUUCCCGACCUCUACCGCCUUAGCUGCGACCUCUACACCCAGUUUUGCGAAGCCCUCAAGCGCUUUGAAGAAGAGCCCUAUGGCAUUACCGCGUGCUUCCUGGAACAGAUCGAGCGCUGGAAAAUCUACAUCAUCUAUGUGAAAAAGUUCUCGGGUGCCAAGAGACUGCUGCGCGAAAUGGAGGACAAGAACGAAGCCUUUAGCAACCUCCUCGAAGAGAUCCAGCGGAUGCCAGAGUGUCGACGACAGGAUAUCCACCAGUUCCUGCAUCUGCCAAUCCAGAGAAUGUCGAGUUAUUGGUUGCUGCUGGAUCGGCUCGGCAAGUGCUGCGAUCGUAGCGAUAUCCAGUGGGAAAGAAUCAACGGCACCGCAGAGUAUAUUUUCCAGAUCGGAUAUUUGCUGAACACGGCCCAGCGUGAGGAAGAGAAUGUGUACAAGAUGUUCAAGGUUCAGCAGACGGUCAAGAACUGCCCGGCCGACCUGGUGUCCUUUUCGCAGCGGUCGUAUAUUGAUGAGUUCCAAGUCCUGGACGACAUCCAGCGUACUCGCAUCAUGACAAUCUUCCUGUUUACGGACUGUAUCCUCAUCACAGUCGACAGGCGCUCCAUGAUCAAGGGCGAUCGAUGGAAGUACGAGCUGGUGGAAAAGAUCGACUUCAAGAGCAUCGCGAACGAGCUGCCGAUCUACUUCAAGGGUGACGACAAUUGCGUUCUCCAAUGGCAGACACGCCUGGUAUCCGAGCCGCCGCCUCCGGCGCCAGCGUCCGACCGGCGGGCCAACUCGACCUCCAAGUUUGGCCUGUCCAGUUUCUUGAAUCGCAACGCUUCAUCCUCCGUCGCCGAGAACGUGACAAGCCCGCCCGGAAGCAGCAGCGAUCCCGGUCGGCGGCACCCCGAUGGAUCCAGCCCCACUCACGCUCGCCAGCAAGCAUACUACGUGCGCUUCUCCCAAGUCGCCGAGCGGGACCGCUUUGUCGAAGUGGUUGGACAGGCGUUCGAUCGGUUCAAAAAGUAGUCGACUUCCUGCGACUCGGCCACUGCAAAGCCAACCGCCAUUUCUUUUCGAGAUCCCCGGGUGCUUGCGAUGGGAUCGGAUGAGAUGGGAUGGAACCGAAUCGUGGCUCCCGCUCCCACACGACACCCAAUGCUUUUUUCUACUCCAUCUUCUACAGCUUGUUCAUACCGAAACAUGACAGUAUCCAUUUGUGUUCCUUCACA